Microthlaspi erraticum is the source of this 672-nucleotide messenger RNA. The record is from the annotation of a GenBank genome assembly. NCBI's taxonomy places the organism in Eukaryota, Viridiplantae, Streptophyta, Magnoliopsida, Brassicales, Brassicaceae.
AUGGCGAGUCUCUGUCUCUCAUCGUCGUCCCGGAUCGUCUCUCUCCACCACCAGAAACCGUUUCUCUCUCUUAAAUCCCGGCCACGUUCGUCGGAAUUUUCCGGUGUAGCUCACUCUGCUUGUUUCAAUCCUCUUAGAGUGUCGAUAGAUCGCCAGCGAACCGCUACGGUGUCGACGAGAGUUGAGAAGCAGCGAAAGAGAAGAUCGGGUGUAGUCUGUUAUGCUGCUCCCAUGUCUGUCCCUAAUCUACAAUGGAUCUCGGCGAUCUCUUGCGUUGGAUUGAUGAUUGCAAGAGGUACUGGUAUCCACAAGUCCUUUGUUGUUCCUCUAUUCGCUCUAACCGCACCAUCCGCCAUUAUCACCUGGGCUAAGGGUGAAUAUGGAGUCUGGGCAGCAUUCCUAGCGCUUCUUGCUCGUCUCUUCUUCGCUUUUCCAGGUGAACUUGAGCUGCCAUUUAUUGCAUUGCUCUUGACGAUCGUGGCGCCGUAUCAAGUUAUGAACAUAAGAGGGAAGCAAGAAGGGGCUCUCAUUUCUUUGGCGAUCUCUUGUUUCUUGGCUUUCCAGCAUUUCACACGAGCAGGGAGCUUGCAGAAAUCAUUUGAUCAGAGCUCAGUUGUUGCCACUUUAGGCAUCAUUGGUGUCACAGUUGUAUCCAUCCUUUUCUUGAUUUAA